GUGCUGGUGUUGGGAGGCCCAGCUGCGCACAGCUGUAGGCGAUAUUGGCCGCUGGACGCGACUACGCAAUAGAGAUCAUCACCGAGCAGCCGCAGCCAACCCUUUGAGUUGUAAUUACUCGCGGCAGAGAGCGGACUGUUUACGUUGCCUAAAUAAAAGCAUAGGCUCUGUGCAGCCUGGGGCCUGUGACUUUAUGUCCACGAAACGCAAAACCCCGGACGCGCCGCGCGCGAUCAAGGCUGGCGACCCCGUGCGCCGCGAGCCGCGAGCAGAAAAAACGGACGAGGCGGCGGUGCCCGAGUUCGCGGCGCUCGACGCCGCCGCGGAGGGGAGAGUGGAGUACCGCAAGGUGCGCGUCCCGGCGCACCGCUACACGCCGCUGCGCAAGGCCUGGCCCCAGAUCGUGACGCCUUUGGUAGAACAGCUCAAGCUGCAGGUGCGCUUCAAUCCUCGAUCUAGAUGUGUUGAACUGCGGUCGGCACCCACAACGCCGGACGCGGGCGCCGUGCAGAAGGGCGCGGACUUUGUCGCGGCCUUCGCGCUGGGUUUUGAAGUGGCCGACGCGCUCGCUUUAUUGAGACUCGAGGACCUGUUCGUCGACUCGUUCGAGGUGAAGGACGUGAAGAUCCUGCGGGGGGACCACCUGAGUCGCGCGGUGGGACGCAUCGCGGGCGCCGACGGCAAGACGCGGCACGCGAUCGAGAACGCGACGCGGACGCGCGUCGUGGUCGCGGGCACGCACGUGCACGUGCUCGGCUCGGCGCAGAACAUCAAGGUCGCGCGCGACGCCAUCUGCGACCUGAUCAUCGGCGCGCCGCCGGGCAAGGUGUACAACCGCAUGCGCACCGUCGCGAAGCGGCUGCACUCGCGGUUAUAAGGGAGGUUUGUGGUUUUC
Pelagomonas calceolata is the source of this 895-nucleotide messenger RNA. Lineage: Eukaryota; Pelagophyceae; Pelagomonadales; Pelagomonadaceae. The record is from the annotation of a GenBank genome assembly.